AUUCUUAUGUCAGGAGAAUGCACGGUUACACAUUCACUGACAUUUCAACCAGCAGCUCAGCAGGACUGUUCACUGAAAACCACGAACGCUGGAUUCUUCUUGAUCAGAGGGAGAAGUCACAGAGUGUGACGCUGCAGACGCUUAAGCCAUGAGGUCACAUCCAGCCCUGGUGUUCGCCCUGCUGUUUUCAGCUACUCUGUUCUCCAGUUGUGAUGGUGGGAAAGUGCUGGUUUUCCCUAUAGAUGGAAGUCACUGGCUUAACAUGAAAAUCCUGGUGGAGGCGCUUCAUUCUCAGGGCCAUCAAAUAACAGUACUGCGCACCUCUACCAGUUGGUAUGUUUCAGAAUUCUCACCCCAUUACACCUCCAUCACCAUCCCCCAGGAACAGUCCCAGAACUUGGAAAGCCAGGAGUUUAUGACCUCUUUCUUAAAGAGGUCAAUAGAAAUCCGUCGGCAUAAAGACACACUGUGGGCAUAUCUGGAGUUUUAUAGGAAUCUUUUCAACAUGAUAGGGGAGAACCAGCACACUGUGGCAAAACUGGUCGUCAGCAUCUUUGAGAAUAAGACACUGAUUAAGGAGCUACGGGAAACUGGAUAUGAUCUUCUCUUGACUGACCCUGCAUUUCCGGGGGGAGUGCUGGUGGCACAUUAUCUCCAGCUUCCCAUGGUUUUCAAUGUGCGCUGGCUUUUAAACGGGGAGGCCCACUUUGCCAUCGCUCCGUCUCCUCUGUCCUACGUCCCCCAGUUGUUCUCUGACUUCUCUGACAAGAUGAACUUUUUCCAAAGAGUCAAUAAUGUAAUCCGUCAUUACAUACUGGUUUACAUGUAUUACUAUGUCUCAAAUCCGCCUUACCAGGCUGUGUGUGAUCAUUAUUUUGGACCUGAUGUCAGCAGCAUGUCUCUCAUACAGGGAGCUGAACUUUGGCUAAUGCGGAUUGACUUUACAUUUGAGUUCCCUCGCCCCACCAUGCCCAAUGUCGUCUACAUCGGAGGCUUUCAGGGUAAGCCUUCCAAGCCUCUUCCAUCAGAUUUAGAGGAUUUUGUGCAGAGUUCUGGAGAACAUGGGGUGGUCAUCAUGACUCUGGGGACCCUGCUGAGUGACCUCGGCCCUGAGAUAUCGGAGAUCAUUGCUUCAGCAUUUGCUAACCUCCCUCAUAAGGUCAUAUGGAGGCACAAGGGGAAAAGACCUGUCACUCUGGGAAACAACACCAUGCUGGUUGAAUGGCUGCCUCAAAACGAUCUACUCGGUCACCCUAAAACCAAGGUUUUUGUCACACAUGGGGGUACUAACGGAAUUUACGAAGCCAUCUACCAUGGUGUCCCAGUUCUGGGCAUUCCUCUCAUCUUUGACCAGUUCGACAACAUAGUGCGUCUGAAGUCCCGGGGAGUAGCUGAGUUUGUUGAAGUGACCACCUUGGAUGUUGAGUCUCUGACAAGUGCUCUUAAGAAUAUUCUCGACCCAGAAAAGCCAUACAAACAGAACAUGCUCAAACUGUCACAGCUCCAUCGAGACAAACCAAUGAAACCCCUUGAUAGUGCCAUUUUCUGGAUUGAGUACGUCAUGAGGCACAAGGGCGCAGCACAUCUGCGCACUGAGUCGUAUAAGUUGCCAUGGUAUGCCUAUCACUGUCUCGAUGUGAUGGCAGUCUUUGUAGCAUUUGGUUUGCUUAUCAUCACAUUAGUUUGGGUUUCCUGUAGGUGUCUCAUUAGAUGUCUGAUAAGAAACAAAAAGUCCACAUCCAAAACAAAGAAUGAAUAGAUGACCAAUUAAUGAUGCAAGCUGAAGGCUGUUGAUGAGAUCUGUAAUUUAUAGUGGUACAGAAAAAAAGGAAUGAUAACAGGAAUCACAUACAGAAACUACAUGAUUAUAUUAGUGGGAAAGUGUUCGAAAUUCUAUAAUAGCUUUAAAUGUUUGAAUUACUAGCACUAUUUUCUGCUGAACUGCCUUUUUGCAAAAAACAACCAAUUAGCAGGAAUGGUUUUACGAUCUUUGCAAAUUUCCUACACUGUAUGGUGAUUAAAGAGAAUCAUAAAUUA
Messenger RNA from Epinephelus fuscoguttatus (brown-marbled grouper), 2037 nucleotides. Its product is annotated as UDP-glucuronosyltransferase 2B17-like. The record is from RefSeq and is a predicted model, not a curated record. The transcript is spliced from 2 exons. Gene Ontology annotation, molecular function: UDP-glycosyltransferase activity. Bases 149 to 1759 code for a protein of 536 amino acids. NCBI's taxonomy places the organism in Eukaryota, Metazoa, Chordata, Actinopteri, Perciformes, Serranidae.